AUGGGCAUCAACAACCCUCUCCCCGCCUCCAUGGCGUCCGAAUGCAAAAAGUGCGGCAAGAUCCUCACGUCGUUUAUCAAUCCGCGACAGGCGUUUGGCCCGGACAAGAUCAUCCCGCCGUCGGUCCUCUCCAAUGCAAAGGGCCUCGCCAUCAUCACCGUCUUCAAGGCCGGAUUCCUCGGAUCUGGUCGAUUCGGCAGCGGCCUUGUGGUCGCUCGGCUGCCUGAUGGUACUUGGAGCGCUCCCAGCGCUAUUGGAACGCUUGGAGGAGGUUUUGGCGGCCAGAUUGGCUUCGAGCUGACCGACUUCGUCUUCAUCCUCAACGACACCUCGGCCGUCAAGACCUUUGCACAGGCCGGGUCCAUCACCCUGGGAGGCAACGUGUCAUUGGCUGCGGGACCCGUUGGUCGCAAUGCCGAGGCCGCCGGUGCAGCUUCGCUCAAGAGCGUGGCCGGCAUCUUCAGCUACUCCAAGACCAAGGGCCUGUUCGCCGGUGUGUCGCUCGAAGGAUCGGCCAUCAUCGAGCGCCGUGACGCCAACGAGAAGCUCUAUGGCACGCGGUACACUGCGCAGCAGCUGCUUACGGGGUCUGUGCCGCCUCCGCCGCAGGCCGCUCCUCUCAUGACCAUUCUCAAUUCUAGGGUAUUUGCCGGCAUGAGGCAGGGCCAGUCCGACGACACCAUGUACAACGAUAUGCCCGUAUACGACGACAACCACGACGAUGUCGUCUGGGAGGGCCGCCAGGGAGCUGCCUACGGUGAAGGCCAGCGGUCCAACCGCUCGAGAUCAAACACUUGGCAGGACGAUGUGUACGACAGGGAGAGCUUCAAUGCACCGUCGCGCUCAAACACGAUGGGUGGUGGUACGAGAGGCUUUGGCGACGACUACAGGUGGCAUGAUGCGCCGGCAGAGAAGAAGGUUCCCCCUGGCCGUCCCACUGCUCCAAAGCCUUCAUUUGGAAACCGACAGGCUGCAUUGAAGUCGAACGAGGCUGUGGCCAUGUUCAACUUUGAUGCGGACCAGCCUGGCGACUUGGGCUUCAAGAAGGGCGAUAUCAUCACAAUUCUGAAGAAGACGGAUAGCGAUAACGACUGGUGGACCGGUCAAAUUGGAGCACGACACGGCAUUUUCCCGAGUAACUACGUCAAGAUGAGGGAGUAA
This is a messenger RNA of Trichoderma asperellum CBS 433.97, 1161 nucleotides long. RefSeq lists its product as uncharacterized. Gene Ontology annotation, molecular function: actin filament binding; phosphatidylinositol binding. The record is from RefSeq and is a predicted model, not a curated record. Gene Ontology annotation, biological process: actin filament bundle assembly; actin cortical patch localization; regulation of ruffle assembly. Lineage: Eukaryota; Fungi; Ascomycota; Sordariomycetes; Hypocreales; Hypocreaceae. Gene Ontology annotation, cellular component: actin cortical patch; ruffle membrane.